ACAUGAGUAGUUUCAAAAUGUCAAAGAAAUCAGGGUAAGGUCUACAUUCACUGAACAAUUUGAAAGAUUUGGUAAAAAUCCAGGCAUUUUAAUUGGGUUUUUAAUACACAGAUAAAGAUAAUUAGAUAAAGGUGUUCACAUGACCGUUUCAAUAAUCAGAGUAUUUAUAUAAUCAGAGUAUUAGUGUGCACGUAAUUGCAACCAUUGUCACAGUAGUAGUGAUCACAACCAAAAGCUGUAUAUAGUUGACAUAUGAAUAAAUUGGAAGCAACCUAUUUAAAAUAUAUUAUCUUCAUGAUGUGGACAGCAAUAGUAGGCCCAUUGCCUAUAUAUUAACCAAUAUAAAGAUUAAUGUUGGUUUAAAAAAAGUCAAUCUCUUAAAGGGGAAUUCCACCCUGGAGUUUUUUUUUAUUUUUUAUUUCUAGAAGAGUAACUGUCCUCUUGAUUAAGAUGUGCUCUCAGCCAACAAUUUAGCUGUGAUGACUGCAGAGAUAUAGUACUAAACUACUGUGCAUGCCCCAGGUACCUGCUGUAGACUACAAUGGGGUGGCCACUCACAGUCUCUGGGCAAGAAAAUUGAGGUUUAUGGUGUUCAGUUCACUUAACUUUUGUGGUUAAGUUCUACUGAAAAGAAAAGGCCACCUUGCUGGCGAAUUUCAAGGGUUUUUAACAAAGGAAGCAAUUUAUUUUUUACCAGCUACCGCAAGAUGAGAGUGCGUGAAAACAAUGGCUGACUGAAAAUGGGAAUGUUUAAUAUCCUCCAGAUACACCUGAGACACAGGUAAAGAAUGUACAAACGUGUAGCAGGAACAUUCAGGCGAGACUACUGAACAUAUCAAGCGACCGUCCGUCAGCUCAGUUAACGCCCCUUUCCCGUUGACUGAUUUUUAAAAAUUCAAAUUGCCCACCCAUUGUAGGUUUUCCAAAAUGAGAAAGGGUAGAGGUGUAUGGCAUUAUGACCUAUACCUCUACCAAAUUUGCACCUUUCUCUACCGAAAUUUCUGUGCAGAGACUGGGCUGCCACUAAGAGACACUGAAUCAGUUAUGCCUUAACCUGUUAAAUGAGGUUAAUGUUGUUUUAUGGUGAAAUUCCCCUUUAACAUGUAGCUUCCUGUAAUUCAAUCAAAACCAGUUACCAUUGUGCAAGAGUUUCUCACUUCCAGGCCCCACCCAUGUUUAUGGUAAGCAGUAUACUACUGCUGCGACUCACCCACAAUGGGCUCUCCUGUUAAACUUACAGAGGUCAGACCUCCGCAGUGAUAAAGUACGCAUACGCAACCUCUCCUUUUAUGGGUUUUUUUUCUUUUUUUUUGGUUUAAUGCUUAACUUGCUCGUCUCCAGUACAGGCUGAGAGUCCCGGCUGUAUCACUGCUGCCUGCUGACUGUCAGAGGAGAAACACAGCCUGCGUUGUGUUGGGCGUCGUAUCUGGAACCAGGAAGUGGAAGAAGGGAUCAUUGGGAGCACUUGGAGAGGUUUCAGUCGGGGUCAAGAGGCACCAUGGGCAAGAACAAGAAGGAGGAGGCAGUGAGAGAGAGAUAAAGGUGGGACCCUCUUAGCUACUACUCAUAUCAACCUACGCUACACCAGGAAAAAAGGAAAGUACUCUUCUGGCUGGCUUAACCGCUUGAGUUCGUUCAACUUUAUAGCCACGUCUCUGCGCUGCUUAUCUUAUUAUCUUAAUAUCUUAUUUCAAUCCUCACCACCAUUUAAAAAAAAAAAAAAUACCUGUUUAGUGGGUGGAGAUGAAGAACGAGAACACAGACGAGCUGAAGCUGGAGCACUGGAAGGAGCUGGAGCAGCCAUGCGGAAUUAAGGUGUUCCUGACCGUCCUCUACAGUGCCAUGCUGAUGAUGGGGAUUGUGGGCAACAGCAUCACCAUCAGGGUCAGCCAGGUUCUGUGGAGGAAGGGCUACCUGCAGAAGAGCGUGACGGACCACAUGGUGAGCCUGGCAUGUUCCGACAUCCUGGUGCUGCUCAUAGGCCUCCCUGCAGAGCUCCACGAUGCCAUUUGGUUUCCCUUCUCCUCCUCUUCAUGCAACGCUGUCUGCAAGACCUACAACUUCCUGUUCGAGGCCUGCAGCUACGCCACCAUCCUGAAUGUGGCCACGCUCAGCUUCGAGCGCUACAUCGCCGUCUGCCAUCCUUUCAGGUUCAAGUCCCUGUCGGGCUCCCGCACUGUCCGGCUCAUCGUCUUCGUCUGGAUAGCCUCGGCGCUGGUGGCCCUGCCGCUGCUCUUUGCCAUCGGCGCCGAGGACCCGGUCGGCAUCCUGGGGGUGAAGAACGAGACUUCCCUGGCAGUCAACGUGCGGAACCUCACGUUCUGCACCAACCUCAGGGGAAAGUGGGGCGUGUACAGGUCCAGCGUCUUUGUGGCAUUUGCUGUCUAUGUCGUCAUCCUGGCCAGCGUGGGCUUCAUGUGCCGGAGCAUGAUCCGGGUGCUAGCGGGAACCGAGGUCAGAUCGGGAGAGCGGGACGGCAACAGCACGAUAGCCCUUCCCAAGCAGAGUUCAAAGGUCAAAGCUACCAGGAAGCAGACGAUUGUGUUUUUAGGUUUAAUUGUGGUAGCUCUUGCAGGAUGCUGGAUACCCAAUCAGAUCCGUCGGCUGAUGUCGGCGGCCAAGCCCAAAUCCGAGUGGACUUUGUCCUACUUCAGGGCCUACGUCACCCUCCACCCUAUCGCCGACACCUUUUUCUACCUCAGCUCUGUGAUCAACCCCUUCCUCUACAACCUCUCCUCCCGCAAGUUUCGCCGAGUCUUUGUGCAGGUGCUGCGCUGCCGGCUGACCAUCGAGCACAUCAACAAGAGGACCCUGAACACUCCGGACGGCACCUCUGCCCGUUUGGUGCGCCCCCUGCUGCUUAGGUCCCUUCGGCGCAGCCAGCCCACCGUGGCCAAGGAUGACCCCAAGACUUGUGCCACUUCCCAGAUGGAAGGCCACACUGCACCUCACCACAAGGAUUUGGUGACACCCUCAGAGUCUUCUGAGCAAAGCACGGUGCAGACAUCACUAGGUGAAAUCUGAGUCCUGCUGAAGAUGUACAGAGUAGGUCUCUCCAAGGAGCUGUUUCCCAGAGGAAAUGCCAAGGUGAUGCAUUGUUUCCCCGAGGAGCAUCCAAGGUGAUGUGCAGUCUCACUAUGGAGCUACCGAGGAAACAUUGGUUUCUCCAAGGAGUAUCCAAGGAGAUGUGCCGUUUCUCCAAGGAGUCACAAAUGAAAUGCAUUGUCUCCAAGGUUGAAAAUAUGUGGACACAGUAUAUGUCAGCUGGUUGCAGCAAACAUUUCCUCCAGCAAUUCUAUGCAUUAUUUGUGUUUAUUUGCUUGUUAUGUUAUACAUAAAGGAAUGUAUCAAUCAUUUAGAUUUUGCCAAUGCAUGGCUGCCUGGAAUGGAUGCGGUCCUCGAAGAACAGUGCUGGACUGGCUUUUAACACCAAAGUGAAUUAUAUCAUAUGUAACAAUUAUUUUAUUUUUUAGUUAGUCACGUUUCUUGUUUAAAUUUGUCCGGUGCAGUGUUACAGGCCCAAAUAACGAGAAUCCCUGCUUUAUGAGCUGCAUGUCACUCUGAAAUUUUCAGUGUUAGGCCAUUAAGUGGUUACCACCAACCAAUGGGAGGAAUAAUCAUUCAUGAAUGUGGUGACAGCAACAGCAACAAAACCCAGAUUCUUUUUAAAGCAGUCAAGUGUUUCCUGUCGAGCCACUGCACAAAAGCAGCUAAGGGCCACAGACAGGAAAAAAUGAAAAAAUACAAGGUGGUGAGGGCUACACUGGAAAUGAGCUCUGGACAGAUGAGGGCAUUACUGUGCUCUGGAGCGUGAGGGUUUAUUCAAUCCAGCCACAAAAAGCUGCCAUUGCAAACAACAGAGCCAUGAUAUAUGGGUGGGAAUAGCCCGUGAGUUUAACAGGCUACUCUGUGUGUCCUGGAGCGAUAGAAAGUGCUCUGUUGAACCAUACCACUCUAUAGCAUGUCUUCCCCUGGAUACUGUCCAUGAAGGAAACAAAGUGCAGGAUGAACACUGUAAAUAAUAUAGAAAAAUAUAAUAAUUUAUAAAUAAUUUCAUGUUAAUAAUCAUGACAAUAAAAAUGCUUUCAAGCUGUUUAAGCCAGUGCAGUAUCUGGUAAUGUAAGAGAUCUUGUCUGAUCUCCUGAGGUAAAUGUAGCAAUUUUAACGACAUCAACGUUUAAAUAAUAUUGACAGCAAUUUGAAAAGGGAGCGACUGUGACAAUGCUGUGGCCGUGACAGUGGCUGGCAGCUCCAUAAUGCAAGGGGCAAUUGGAGAUUGCGUCGCCCAGGGUAUGAGAGGGUUAAUUCGAUUGGAAUCUGCAUUCAUUGCCAUCUAGUGAACGUCAAUCGACGUGUAUGAAGCCAUAUAUGAAAGGCCUUCCUCUGACUGCGCUUUCAGCAAGCUUAGCUGUAAUAUGCGCUGUGAAAAAAAACAUCUGGCGACACCACAAGUUUCAGAGGUGGACGUUGGGGUAUCUACACUAAAUCAGCAGCGGGGUUAGCAGCAUAAAUGUGGCUGCGGUUGUAGAUGAUUGGCCAUUCCAAAUUUGGGUGGGAAUUGCCAAUGGUCAGCCCCUUGUUGGGAGCCUAAUUUCUAUAUUCUUUACAUUUAAAAGACAAAGAAGGACGGAUCCAAAUGCAAGGGAAUGAAAAGCAGCUGUAUGAUGCUCCGGUUUCCUAGAGACAGCCUCAAACCUGUCGCUUUUGUUCUCUAUAGGAUUGUGCGUAAAAUGAUUAAACGCUAUCAGGGCCCCUCCAUCUUGCAGCGUUUAUCACAGCGCUUGUCACACUGUCAGACAUGAUUAUAAGGCUCUUGAAGUGGCUUAUGAAAAAUGGCAUGCAUUCUGUUAGCAAUGACUUUCACUAAAUAGAUUUAUUUUACAAAUUGCAUUGCACUGAACCCCUUGUUUAUAUUAUUCUUUAUAAUACUAUUUGUAAUAAAUGAUUUGUACUUCAA
This is a messenger RNA of Anguilla rostrata (American eel), 4957 nucleotides long. RefSeq names its product G-protein coupled receptor 39-like. Gene Ontology annotation, molecular function: G protein-coupled receptor activity. NCBI's taxonomy places the organism in Eukaryota, Metazoa, Chordata, Actinopteri, Anguilliformes, Anguillidae. The record is from RefSeq and is a predicted model, not a curated record. The transcript is spliced from 2 exons. Gene Ontology annotation, cellular component: membrane. Bases 1744 to 3024 code for a protein of 426 amino acids. Gene Ontology annotation, biological process: G protein-coupled receptor signaling pathway.